Psilocybe cubensis is the source of this 1029-nucleotide messenger RNA. RefSeq lists its product as uncharacterized. Gene Ontology annotation, biological process: transmembrane transport. The transcript has 7 exons. Bases 1 to 1029 code for a protein of 342 amino acids. Gene Ontology annotation, cellular component: membrane. Gene Ontology annotation, molecular function: transmembrane transporter activity. The record is from RefSeq and is a predicted model, not a curated record. NCBI's taxonomy places the organism in Eukaryota, Fungi, Basidiomycota, Agaricomycetes, Agaricales, Agrocybaceae.
AUGUCGCUUGACAACAUUAGUUCAGAGGACCGGCAGCCUUUGCUUCACUGGGAAUCAGCAGCACCAGCACCUCGUAUCGUACUCCAUACAGUAGAAGGAGAAGGGGAAGAAUAUGGUGUUAAUGAGCGAUGGGAUGAUGCCAACGCCAAUUCCAAUGCUAUCAUCGUCGGCGAAGAGAGAAAGAAGCUCGAGAAGGAGCUGUUGCGCAAGCUCGACCGCCGAAUGUCGAUAUUGGUGCUGAUAUACAUUCUGAAUUAUGUCGACAGGAACAACGCUGCUGCUGCCCGGCUACGAGGGUUCGAGGAGGAUCUUCAUCUAGAGGGAACACAAUUCGCGACGUUGCUGUCUAUUCUGUACAUUGGGUACAUCCUGAUGCAGGUACCAUCAUACUUCGGAGCUUUGUGCACUCGCUUCCUUCUUGGAUUCGUUGAAGCCGCUUUUUUCCCGGGAGCACUGUUUCUGCUCUCAAAAUGGUACAAGCGCAAUGAACUCUCACAGAGGACAGCCUACCUCACGUCUGGUAUACUGCUCAGUAACGCCUUCGGGUCUCUAAUAGCUUCUGGUAUCUUGAACUCUAUGCAAGGUGUCCUGGGAUACUCUGCUUGGAGAUGGCUCUUUUUUGUGGAAGGGACAUUGACUAUUCUCGUUGCUAUCUGGGCUAUGUCUGUUCUACCUGACUUUCCAGAAAACUCUUCAAAUUGGCUUACACCUGCUGAAAAAGCGCUGGCUAUAAAGAGAAUGGCAGAAGAUUCUUCAGGACAAGAGACAUAUGUAUCUCUUGGUGACUCCACGUCUAAUAAGUUACUCGGAAGAUGGCCUGGGUUGUAUCUCGCCGUUACAGAUUGGAAGGUAUGGUGGCUCUCUAUAGCGCUGUUCUUUAUGGUUCUGUCUCUGUCUUUUGGCGUGUACUUUCCGACAAUUGCGGCGACUUUGGGGAAUGGGCCGACGAUUAGCCUUCUGUUGUGUGUUCCUCCUUGGCUCUUUGCGACCGGUGCAUCGCUCUACCUGGCCAGGUUGUACCUUGCGUGA